CCAGCUGCUGCCAGUUGCUUCCAACAGCCCCUACAAAAAGAGCAGAUCGACCAAUGCUGUGCAAUACUGUGAUCAUCUGUCAGAGCUGGUCAGAGCUGCCCUUCGUGCCAUUCACCCUCCCCACUACUACCCUCCUCUUGCUUUAUCUCAGUCACACUCGGUAGAGAAUCCCAGCCUGCAGCAAGUACGGUGCGUUUCGGUGCAGUGCAACUUUCGUCCAGACGAUUCAUUAAGGACAGCCCUUUUGCUGGAAUUGGCAGAAACUUUAGAAACUCCACCGUCGUUUUUCUCCUUCCAUAAAAUUCCGCUUCGCCCGAAUGCGAAAAUCAGUAGCCUGGUCUCUUAUCCUGGAAUAUUUUCCGUACGCCAGUCACACUCGAGUGAGCCUUAGCUCUCCGGUACGUCACGAUGAAAUCAAGUUGAGCCGCGGGUUUCAUUAUUCCGAACAGCUGAGUGAAGACCGUGAACAAUACUGGAUUUUGGUGGACAACGGAUAGCCCGGCGAUACCUCUGAAACACCAGUGACACACCGGCACCUUCGGAAAAACAUCGCAAAGAAGAAUCGUCGCGAGAACCGGCUUCUGUUUUCAUUGAAGGAUCAUCGCAGCGACGGGAGUGUCAAGUAGACGAAUAGCAACACACGCCUUAUCAGCUGUUAUCAGCGAUUCUUACACGAACGGACGUUUUUCAUUAAAAAAAAAAUGAAGAUACCAGAUACAAUUAUCAACGACCAUGUAUUUAAGUCAGUUUUUGACAUAAAGGAAUUUAAAAAACUUAAAAAUGAUGAUAUAGAUUACUCGGAUUAUCGCUUUGAAAUCGUAAGAUUGAAUUCUUUCGCCACGUGGUCUGUGUCAUUUAUGGAUCCCAAAAAGCUCGCGGCCGCCGGUUUCUUUUACACUAAAAACAAAGAUGCAGUAAAGUGUUUCGAGUGUCAAAUUACUUUGUCAAGCUGGAUGGAUGGCGAUGAUCCCAAGAUCGAGCACCAACGUUGGUCUGGAAGAUGUAGAUUUAUCCGGAAUAUUCCUUGUGGAAAUGUACCAAUCGGCGCCGAUCCUGCCAAAAUACCUAAACGAGUAGAUGUUUGCGGGCUUUAUGGCCUCAAGUACAUGCACUUUUCUGCUCCGGACAAUGAUCUGCAGGUUGAAAGUGCCACGAAUUCUAACUCCGUAUCUUCUGAUCUGAAUGAAGAUAUUGACAUUGCGGUUUUCUGGGACGCCGAAACGAACAGUUACCUCACGGCCAAGCUCAGCGACGUAUUAGGUUCGAAACAGCCUACAUACGCUUCCUAUGAGCGUAGAUUACGCUCUUUCGCAACAUGUACUAACGAUACGAUAUGUGAGAAAAAAGAAAAAUUGGCUAAAGCUGGUUUCUUUUAUCUUAGCGGCCUUUUUGAAUCUUUUAAUCAAACGAUGUGUUUCUACUGUGGAAAAUCUUUGAGAGCUUGGGAACGGACGGAUGAUCCUGUGGAAGAGCAUAUUAAGUGGUUCCCCGAAUGCGAAUUUAUCAAGAAGAUAUUAGCAAAGAACUUAAAGGAGAAGAAUGAAUUAUGCACGAAACGGACAGAUCACGAGGGUGAGACUCCUACAAAUACUGCGACUACUGUUAAUUUUAUUCAAUCUUUAGAUAUGAACUGUCCUCUUUCACGUCUGGCAAGCGUCUAACGAUAAGGCUGCAUUACAAUAAAGAAGCAUGAAACAUAUUUACAUGUAAAAUAUUGUGCUCAUGUUAUAGACAAUACGUAUGAAAGUCAUUUAGUUAUAACAGAAUUAUAUAUCCAUUUUUUUCAUAAUAAAGAUACAUUUAGACAUGUUAAUCAUCUGAUAUGCUUAAGAACAAUUUACUUCAAUCUAGUUGAAUAAACAAUGCUUAACGAGACGACUCAUUAGCGGAUAUCAGUAUU
This is a messenger RNA of Trachymyrmex cornetzi, 1900 nucleotides long. Its product is annotated as death-associated inhibitor of apoptosis 1. The record is from RefSeq and is a predicted model, not a curated record. Gene Ontology annotation, cellular component: cytoplasm; nucleus. The transcript is spliced from 2 exons. NCBI's taxonomy places the organism in Eukaryota, Metazoa, Arthropoda, Insecta, Hymenoptera, Formicidae. Gene Ontology annotation, biological process: regulation of cell cycle; positive regulation of protein ubiquitination; negative regulation of apoptotic process. Bases 702 to 1661 code for a protein of 319 amino acids. Gene Ontology annotation, molecular function: cysteine-type endopeptidase inhibitor activity involved in apoptotic process; ubiquitin protein ligase activity.